Messenger RNA from Cryphonectria parasitica EP155, 243 nucleotides. RefSeq lists its product as uncharacterized. The annotation marks the transcript as partial. The record is from RefSeq and is a predicted model, not a curated record. The transcript has a single exon. Lineage: Eukaryota; Fungi; Ascomycota; Sordariomycetes; Diaporthales; Cryphonectriaceae.
CUCCGCCUCCAGCCAACCGAAGCAGCAGGCCUGCUCAAGACACCAGACGACAGGACCUGGUCGCUUCGGCAAAAGAAUACAUCCAACGCCCUCAUCCUCUUGCAGGCCACAGAUCAAGGCAGCCUCGACGCAGUCGCCACCGUGCACGAGGUGGUGGAGCUCGUCCCCGAGGCCGAGAGAGCCGGUGCACCUGCGACCGCUGCCAGGGGGAAGUGGCACGAGAGGUUCGGAAAGACCAGGUGA